AUGAGGGCUGCGCUCCUGGUGCUGCUCUUCUGGGCUGUAGCUUCUGCUCACCCUGUGCCCGGCCCUGAGCCUGCCCACCCCCACCACGGUGCCGAGCGGGAGGACACAGCCACUGAAGAUGACAGCAACAAGCUGGGUGACCUCCUGGGUGCUGGAGGUGGCAGACAUUCCCCUGCCAGUGCAGGCAGAGGGGACAACUCCCUGGUCAGAGAGCCAGUGAGCGGGAAUGCCGUGGGCGAGGAGCUGGCUGAGCACGGUGGCCACAGCCAGGGAGGCAGAGCUGGGGAGGCUCAGCACCUGAACCAGGUGGACCACGGGGAUGCAAGUGCCUGGGAUGGGAACAGCCUUGGUUUCCUGGAGGAGGAUGCCCGCGACACCGACGAUGGUGACCACAGAGGGCACCAUGGCCCUGCGCUCAGCUCGCUUCCCUCCCAUGCCGGGGGCUUCCCGGAGGAGGAGGAUGAAAGUGGCGAUGACAGCUUCGAUCAGAACGGGGAGGAGGAGAGGGGAGAAGGUCCGACUUACGCUGCUGGGGCCGACGGGGAAGGUGGCCACGGCGCUGGCCACGGGGCCGGUGGGGGACGCGGCGACAGCAGCAGCAGCAGCAGCAGCGAAAGCGCCGGGGAGGACCACUGGAGGUACAGGAGCUACCUCGGCAGCCGCUACAGGCAGGGAGGGCACAGCAGCAGCAGCCAGCAGGAGGAGGAGGACGAGGAAAGCUACGACUUCGGGGACGAAGCCAUGCAGGGGGAUGACCCUUCCGUCUUCGACGGCCUGGGCGGCAGUUACAGAGGGCACCGCGCCGGCCCCCGUGCCCUGGGGGGCAGCCGAGAGAGUGGCCAGGGAGCUGGCUCACACCGCUGGGAGGAGGGGGACAGCAGGUCCCCGGAGCUGGAGGAGGCUGACUCGGCGGAGGACAGCCCCUCCGUGGAGGACAGCAGCGACUCGCAGGAGCCUGACGCCAGCCCGUCGGAGGAAAACAGCCCCAGCCGCUCCGAGGAGGAUGAGGAUGGGGAGGACAGCCCCUCCAGGGAGAGUGAGGACAGCGAGUCCAGGGAGGACAGCGCCGAGCAGGCCGAUGAGCAGCUCCAGGAGUCCCCAGAGGACAUCUCCCAGGAGACGCUGAGCAGGUCCGAGGAGCACAGGGACAGCCGGGACCUGGAGGAGCAGCAGGACCAGGAGUCCGCAGAGGACAGGAGUCAGCCCUCCGCCCCCGACAGCGAGUCUGAGGAAGAAGAGGGAAACCAGAGCAAGUCCAGGGAAGAUGCCAGCGAGCAGAGCCAGUCGGCGGAGGACACUGCGGAGGAGUCAGAGGAGGAGGAGAAUGACUCUGCCCCCGACGGGGACACGCCGAGCGCCUCGGCCGAGAGCCGCAGCUCAUCCCUGCAGGAGGAUGGCAGCCAGGAGGACAACACAGGGGAGGACAGCAGCUCCACAGAGAGCAACAGCGACUCCCAGCAGGGCGACGAUGACGACGAGGAGGAGGAGAGCCGCUCCCAGGAGGAGGCCAGCAGCAGCCGCGGCGAUGCCAGCUCGCCGCAGAGCCUGGAGAGCAGCAGCCGGCGGAGGCGGCCGGGCGCCUACCGCCACAAGCCUGCCGCCGACUACGACGACAACGACUGCCAGGACGGCUACUGAGCUGUGCCCGCAGCCCCGCGGGCGC
Molecule: messenger RNA, 1663 nt
Organism: Dryobates pubescens (Downy woodpecker)
Lineage: Eukaryota; Metazoa; Chordata; Aves; Piciformes; Picidae
Product: dentin matrix acidic phosphoprotein 1-like
Exons: 4
Coding region: 1-1638 (545 amino acids)
Source: RefSeq, a predicted model, not a curated record